Messenger RNA from Linum trigynum, 726 nucleotides. The record is from the annotation of a GenBank genome assembly. NCBI's taxonomy places the organism in Eukaryota, Viridiplantae, Streptophyta, Magnoliopsida, Malpighiales, Linaceae.
AUGCAACUUCUUCCCCUUCUUACAAGCUUUGAUCGUUCCAAGUUUGUUGAUGGCAGCUUCCCCGCACCGCCUCGUACUCUCGAUGGCGUCCAAUCGAACCCUGACUACAUUGCUUGGCGCCGUCUUGAUCAACUAGUCUUCUCUUGGAUCGCCGGCUCUCUCUCCGACUUUGUCCUCUCUCGACUGGUCGGCUGUUCCACGAUGCUUGAGGCCUGGACGCGUCUCGCCUCCACCUACGGCUCCGGCAACCGACAAACGUUACGCGGCCUGCGCACCCAGUUCAGCGAGCUUUCUCGUGGUACGAAGUCUUGUGCUCCAUACCUUGCUCGUGCCCAUGACCUCGCUGACCGCCUUGCUGCCCUGAAUAACCCGAUCUCUGACGAUGAAUUGGUUGAUCGUUGCCUUCGUGGCCUCGGCGACGAGUUCCUCCCAUUUGUUCGCACCAUUGAAACCAAGCUGGAGCCUCUCUCCUUUGCUGAUUUUCACGGCCUCCUUCUCAAUGAAGAACAUCGGCUCCGCCGCCGUAGUCCUAUUUCUGAUGGUGGUCCCGCCCAAGCAAAUUAUGGCCGUUAUGGCCGGCGUGGCGGCACCCACCUCUAUGGCAGCCGUGGGCGUGGUCAUUUUUCGGACGCGGCCGUGGAUCGAGCUACAGCGGCGGUGGCCACUCCUCUUACCCCUCUGUUUUCCCCUCUUCUUUUGCAGGACCAAGCCACGCAGCAGGGAUAA